AAUAAUAAUACAAGGAAAUGCAAGAUUAUAUUUGCCACUCAAUCUGGAACUUCACAAGAGGUGGCGGAGAGACUGUCGAUGGAUGUUUAUGGACAGAGUGGUGUGGCCACAUCAGUGCUGGACAUUGAACAGUAUGACUUUAAGAUGAUGUUGCCAAGGGAGAGAUGUGUGGUGUUUGUAGUGUCGACUCAGGGCCAUGGCGACGUGCCAGAUACCAUGCGCGACUUUUGGAACUUCUUGCUCAUUCGCUCACUCCCAACCAAUGCGCUGGCAGGCCUCAACUUUGCCGUGCUGGGACUGGGCGACUCGUCAUACACCACGUACAACUUUGCCUCGAAGAAGCUCACACAGCGACUGCUGUCGCUGGGCGCCAAGCAGAUGGUGCGACGCGGUGACGCUGACUACCAACACGACCUGGGCAUCGACUACGAAGUCGAGCGAUGGACAAAAGAGCUGACUGACAAGCUCAUCGAUAUGUAUCCCGUGCCCGCCGACUUUAAACCAUUGGACAAGACAGUGUUGCAGCCUGCCAAGUACAAACUUGUGUAUCUCAAUGUCCCUGACCAAGUUUCCAAGAUGUUAACAAUGGUCGCGACUACUCAAUAUCAAUAUGGUACACUUGUCAAGAACACGCGAAUCACUGGUGCAGACUGGACACAAGACGUCAGACAUCUCGAGAUCGACAUAUCAACAACAUCAUUGGAG
Molecule: messenger RNA, 705 nt
Organism: Acytostelium subglobosum LB1
Lineage: Eukaryota; Evosea; Eumycetozoa; Acytosteliales; Acytosteliaceae
Exons: 2
Cellular component (GO): cytosol
Molecular function (GO): flavin adenine dinucleotide binding; oxidoreductase activity; FMN binding
Source: RefSeq, a predicted model, not a curated record